GUUGAGCAUGUUUGCCAGCGUAGGCCGUGAUCGGUCCAUUGCAUGCAGAGAGUGCACCAAAGAUAUAUAUAAAGUCGUUGAUCUUAUCUUAGAUUAACAAUAAUCAUGGCUCCCAUUCCACUCCCACCACCUUCCUCCCGAUUGGGAACGCUACAAACCCUUCGCUCUGCGAUCCAUAAAGCGAGUACUGGUGUCGAGCUCCUCCGACCUAUUACACCCUCAAUAACCUCCCGCCGCCAAAAGCUCUUGACGCAUUAUCCACCUGGAGUCGACUCAACCAAAUUGGCCUCUCAGGAUCCUUCGUUAGGAACAUUGCAAUUGGUGGAUGUGUGGCAGCAGAUGAAGGUUGCCAGGGAGGAGGAGAUGACAAAGAGGGGCAAACCUCCAAGGGUGUCUGUCUUGACAGGGAAAGCGAAGCCGCCACAGGCUGAUGGCACAAAGAAGGGCAAAAAGCGGAAGUAAAAUAUGUUUAUGGGCCGAGUUGCAAGUGAAUUAAUAUAUUGUAUUGUCACGCGGAGCGAGCUUGCAGUUAUCGCAAACGUCCCUGAUUGUUGUCCUUUCCGCCCACCGUCUCAAGUGUAUUUCGUAUCCGUUCUAACACAGCUUCGGGUGAAG
Messenger RNA from Spizellomyces punctatus DAOM BR117, 615 nucleotides. RefSeq lists its product as uncharacterized. The coding region runs from base 106 to 462 and encodes 118 amino acids. The transcript is spliced from 2 exons. The record is from RefSeq and is a predicted model, not a curated record. Lineage: Eukaryota; Fungi; Chytridiomycota; Chytridiomycetes; Spizellomycetales; Spizellomycetaceae.